Messenger RNA from Psammomys obesus (fat sand rat), 1206 nucleotides. RefSeq names its product arylacetamide deacetylase-like 2. NCBI's taxonomy places the organism in Eukaryota, Metazoa, Chordata, Mammalia, Rodentia, Muridae. Gene Ontology annotation, molecular function: carboxylic ester hydrolase activity. Gene Ontology annotation, cellular component: membrane. The record is from RefSeq and is a predicted model, not a curated record. The transcript has 5 exons. Bases 1 to 1206 code for a protein of 401 amino acids.
AUGGAAGUCAAAAUUCUCUGUUUGGUGCUGCUUUGUGUUACUGUUUUAUCUUAUAUUUAUGCACCUAUUCCUGACAACAUUGAAGAAAUUUGGAAAGUAAAGGCCGUGGAUUCUGUUGCCAAAACUUGUGCAUUUAUGGCCACAUUAUUUGAAUACAUUGGACUCAUGAAAUAUGAAGACAUAUUUUUAACUUUAUCAUCACUUCACCUUACAAAACCAGUUUCAGAUGAAAACAUUACAGUGAUUGACACAAAGUUUAGUGACAUUCCUGUUUGUCUGUACUUGCCAAAAAAGAAGUCUGAAAUACUGAGACCAGCUAUAAUUUUCAUUCAUGGUGGUGCCUUUGUCUUGGGAAGUUGCAAGGCAGCAGCCUACGAUGACCUGAACAGAUGGACAGCAAACAAGCUUGAUGCUGUGGUUGUGGGAAUAGACUAUAGACUUGCUCCUCAGUACCCAUUCCCAGCUGCAUUUGAAGACUGUGUUUCUGUGAUCAAGUUCUUUCUCCAAGAAAAGGUUCUUGCAAAAUACAGAGUGGAUCCCACUCGCAUCUGCAUUAUGGGAGACAGUUCUGGGGGUACCUUGACAGCAACGGUGACUCAACUGCUACAGAAUGAUCCAAAAUUCAAAGGUAGAAUUAAGGCACAAGCCUUGAUAUACCCUGGACUACAGUCGCUUGAUACUUCUCUACCAUCUCAUCGAGAGUACGCACAUGGUCCGAUUCUGUCUAGGGAGAUGACAAUUAAGCUGGCAUGCCUAUAUGUAACUGAAGACAAAGCUCUCCCCCAGGCUAUACUGAAAAAUGAGCACAUGCCGGAAGAAUCAAGACAUCUGUUCAAGUUUGUGAACUGGAGUGACUUCCUUCCUGAGAAGUACAAGAAGAACCAUGUUUACACGGAACCAGUUCUCGGGAAACUGAAGGCUUCCUAUCCAGCACUCUUGGAUAGCAGGCUGUCCCCUUUGCUAGCCAGUGACUCCCAGUUACAGAGUUUGCCACUGACCUACAUCCUCACUUGUGAACAUGAUCCCUUAAGAGACGAUGGUCUCAUUUACAUCUCACGCCUUAGAAAUGUUGGAGUUCAAGUUACUCAUGACCACAUAGAGGAAGGAGUCCAUGGGGCCCUGUCAUUCACCAGGGGUCCAGUGUUUUUAGAUUUGGGAUUAAAAUUAAGAGAUAAGUAUAUUACUUGGUUAGAGGAAAAUCUAUAA